AUGGAGAAGCAAGAUGAAGAAGUGAGUCCUCAGGAGCUGCUGAAGCGCGUGCAGGUUCUGCUGGAGGGGAGUCCUGAAGUGGAGGCCGCCCAGCGGGAGACACUGCGCAACGUGUACGUGUUCGGCUCGCGCGUGCACCAGUGCCACCAGCCCGAUGCCGACUACGACCUCAUCGCCAUCGUCGAGGGGCCUUACUUUGAAGGGCCGAAGUUGAUCGAGGAGGGCGAUCUCAACGUGAACCUGUACCAUAGAGUCUACUUUACCCUCCUGCUCAAAGAGUGCCUCGUCUGGUGUCUGCUGGUGCUGUUCCUGCCUCGACGGUUUGUGCUCAAGGAGGAGAUCAAGCUCCCGUGGCAGAUGCGCAAACUCAACGUGCGCAAGUCGGCCCUCCUCGACUCCAAGCACAACCUCCAGAAGAUUUGCAACUUUGGUGUGCUUUAG
Messenger RNA from Acanthamoeba castellanii str. Neff, 441 nucleotides. RefSeq lists its product as uncharacterized. Bases 1 to 441 code for a protein of 146 amino acids. NCBI's taxonomy places the organism in Eukaryota, Discosea, Longamoebia, Acanthamoebidae. The record is from RefSeq and is a predicted model, not a curated record. The transcript has 4 exons.